CGCGUGUCGUUAGCGGUAGUAGUUGGCGACCGCUCAAGAUUUGAGACUUGCAGCUACGUGAAGCUGCAGGGCCGUCAGUCGUGAUCAGCUGAGGCCGCCGCUGCUUCAAGACAGCGGGAGGCAGCCGAGUGCGGCUCCGAGAGGCGCACCGCCAGGCUCCCGGCUUCACCAUGGCGAAGCACAUUCGAUGGGACAACCUGUUCACGUACGACACCCUCGUACACGCCGUCGGAGGGGCCGCAGGCAGUGCGGUGGCCAUGACUGUGUUCUUUCCUCUCGACACGGUCCGCUCCCGUCUUCAAGUCGAGCAGCACCGCGAAUCCAAGAGCACCCUGGCCCUCCUGCGUGAGAUCCUGCGCGACGAAGGACCCAACGGUGUGUACCGGGGCUUGGGACCCGUGCUGACGUCGCUGUGGUGCUCGAACUUCGUCUACUUCUACUCGUUCCACGGUCUCCGGGCGGUCGUCUCCGCGGGGGACGCACGACGGCACGGAGCCCUGUCGGACCUGUUGCUGGCUGCCGUCGCCGGUGUCGUGAACGUCCUCACGACCACGCCGCUGUGGGUCGUGAACACGCGUAUAAAGAUGCAGGGAGCCAAGCUAGCCGCCGGCGAUCGAGAGUCUCUCCGGAAGCACCCGCGCUACGAGGGUCUCUGGCACGGUCUCGUGCAGAUCGCCCGCACCGAGGGCUUGUCGGCCCUGUGGGCGAGCACCUUACCUUCGCUCGUGCUCGUCUCCAGCCCCUCGGUGCAGUUCAUGGUUUACGAGGCGCUCAAGCGGCGCGCAGGCAGCGCCGGCGUGCCCCUCAACGGCGCCGUGGUUUUCCUCAUCGGAGCGGUGUCCAAGGUUAUAUCUACGAUGGCCACUUACCCGCUGCAACUUGUGCAAGCAAAGCUGCGCUACGGAUGCCCUCCGGAGCUAGCCAACAAGAACCUGCUCGGAAUUCUGAUGCACAUCGCUCGAACGCAGGGACUCCCCGGUCUCUACAGGGGUCUCGAGGCCAAGCUCUGGCAGACUGUUCUGACAGCGGCUCUCAUGUUCGUCGCUUACGAGAAGAUCGUGCGCUUCGUCAUGCAGAUAUUGAGACCAUCGGCGGUUCGCCGAGCCGCUUAGUGAAUCAAAUGACUACACGAGACUGCAAAAGAGGUUCCCGACUUGUUUUUAUUUUCUUUGUGUUUUUUUUUUAUACGACGUCCCAUAGCUGUGCUGUCGGUCACCUUCGCCCGAGCGAUAAACGCCGAGACUGCCAGCUGCUAAAUUUCGUGUAGGCAGCCUGCAGAAGGUCAUCCAGAUGGCCCGCCAACUGUGUGAACAACAAAACGUGCAACACAACCAUUAGGACUGCAUGUAGGGAUAUCCUGAGAAAAAAAUUUAACAAAUGCAAUAUGAACAAAUGACAGUAGUUCAAUAAACUUUCUUUUCAAUCGUU
This is a messenger RNA of Rhipicephalus sanguineus (brown dog tick), 1428 nucleotides long. It is a transcript of the gene PMP34, whose product is annotated as peroxisomal membrane protein PMP34. Gene Ontology annotation, cellular component: mitochondrial membrane; peroxisomal membrane. Lineage: Eukaryota; Metazoa; Arthropoda; Arachnida; Ixodida; Ixodidae. Gene Ontology annotation, biological process: mitochondrial transport. Gene Ontology annotation, molecular function: FMN transmembrane transporter activity; AMP transmembrane transporter activity; NAD transmembrane transporter activity. The transcript is spliced from 2 exons. The record is from RefSeq and is a predicted model, not a curated record. The coding region runs from base 171 to 1112 and encodes 313 amino acids.